AUGACAAUUUCAGCUGCCCUUCCAAAGAGAGGAGUCUACACUCCUGUUCCUACAUUUUUCAAGAAAGACUUGCAUACCAUAGACUACGACAGCCAGAUUGAACAUGCUAAAUUCUUACAACAAAAUGGGAUUACCGGGUUGGUCUUAUUAGGUUCUACUGGUGAGAACUCUCAUUUGACACGUAAAGAAAGAAUUGAACUUGUCUCAACUAUUCACGAGGAAUUGCCUGAUUUCCCACUUAUGGCUGGAGUAGCUCAAAAUUCAGUGGAGGAUGCUAUUGAAGAAAUCUUGCAAUUGAAAAAUGCUGGAGCACAGCAUGCCCUUGUUUUGCCCAGUAGUUAUUUUGGUGCUUCCAUCAAACAACAGGGUAUUAUCGACUGGUAUACAGAAGUUGCUGACAAUGCAAGUUUGCCAGUUUUGAUCUACGUCUAUCCUGGAGUUUCUAACAAUAUCUCUAUCGACCCGAGAACAAUCAAGAAGCUCUCAGCCCACCCCAAUAUUGUCGGCGCAAAGAUUUCUCAUGGUGAUGUUUCACAUCAUGCAAUUAUCGGUUUAGACCAGGAAAUUGCAGCCAACCAAUUCAUCACGCUUACUGGAUUGGGCCAGAUUCUCCUACCAGUCUUGGUGGUUGGAAUUCAAGGUACGGUAGAUGCUCUCUGCGGAGCCUUCCCCAAGAUAUAUGUGAAGCUACUUGAAAAUUACGACAAAGGGGAUCUAAGAGCAGCUGCAGAGUUGCAAUUGGUUAUUAGCAGAGCCGAAGAGUUGGUAGUAAAAUUUGGUGUCGUUGGAAUAAAGAAAGCCAUCCAUUUUGCAACCGGAAUUGGUGAGACUUAUCUUGGAAGAGCUCCUUUGACACAGGAUGUCAAUGAUGCGGAUUGGAAGUCGUACAAUGACUAUCUCUUAGGUAUUGUCAGUGUUGAGUCUACAUUAUAA
This is a messenger RNA of Scheffersomyces stipitis CBS 6054, 933 nucleotides long. RefSeq names its product dihydrodipicolinate synthase family protein. The coding region runs from base 1 to 933 and encodes 310 amino acids. Gene Ontology annotation, molecular function: 4-hydroxy-tetrahydrodipicolinate synthase activity. NCBI's taxonomy places the organism in Eukaryota, Fungi, Ascomycota, Pichiomycetes, Serinales, Debaryomycetaceae. The record is from RefSeq and is a predicted model, not a curated record. The transcript has a single exon.